Trichomonas vaginalis G3 is the source of this 1695-nucleotide messenger RNA. RefSeq lists its product as uncharacterized. The transcript has a single exon. NCBI's taxonomy places the organism in Eukaryota, Parabasalia, Trichomonadida, Trichomonadidae. The record is from RefSeq and is a predicted model, not a curated record. Bases 1 to 1695 code for a protein of 564 amino acids.
AUGAGUGACGAAAUUGGCGUUAAUCGAUUAAGCAUUUUGCUUAAUUCUACCGCUGAUAAGUCAGAUGGCGAUGCACACGGCACUGAAGAAGCUAAUAAAGAUGAAAACCAAACCGAAUCUACAAUAAAUAAAGCUAAACUCUCUGAACUUCUUGGAGGAAAUCUUGCUGAUAACAAACCAGAGCAAGAAAACAAACCAGCUGAAGAAAAUAAAGAUUCUACUCCAAAUCAAGAUAAUGCUGACACAAAACUUUCAGAAUCUAUUGGAGAGAAGCUUGUAAUCCAAUUUCCAAAAGAAGAUCAAAAUGCACAGCAAAAUAAUCAAUCUUCGGAAUCUGGAGAGCAAAAACAGCAAAAUAAAAAUCCUGAAGAAAAUAAAGCAGAAAAUACCGAUAAAAAAGACUCCGAAACUACUGAUGCAGAAACAAAGCUUUCUCCAGUCAUUAAAGAAAAAUUAAACAUGAAUGGAGAAAAGGAACAAACUCUUACAGAGGAAAGUAACCAAUCAGCAGAAAAAUCAGCUAAUGAGAAUGAAGAUCAAAAGCCAGAAGAAGAUUUUGCUCAAGAACCAAAUAAUAACACUGAAUCUGCUGGUGCUCAAACUGAUGAUUAUACAACAGGUAGAUCAAAUGCAACACAGGCAUCUCACAAAAAGUCAUCACGACCACUUGAAAUACCUCCAAAUCUUAAGCCGUACGUUACAGAUCCACCGGACAGUCUUGUUUACAAGACAUUGACAGGAAUCAUCCCACUUAACCUUGAACAAGAAGAAUAUACUAAUUUACUUACCAAUUUAUCAAGAUAUGUUGAUGUUUGCAUAGAUAACGAUUUAAUAGGAGAAGCCGUUUAUGUUCAAGGUCUUGCCAAUGAACUUAGAGCUGACAAAGCAAGUAGGAAUCCAAAGACUAAGGCUACAUACGACGAAAUAGAUCAAAAGAUCAAAGAAACUAAAUCUGCUUUAGAUCAAGUCAAUGAACAUUGGGAUAAGCAAAUUGAAGCAGUUAAAGAAGACACAAAUACAAGACUCCAAUUACUCAAUGAAAAAUAUCUACAAGCUUUAGAUCAAUUGGAUCAACAAUGGUCAGCACCUGAUAAAUCACAGCAAUACCAGAAACCAUCAGCAGAACUGUUGAAUAUGAGGAAUAUGCUUGCAAAGAUGGUUAAAUCAAGAAAAUUAGAUCAUGUUGAUGCAAUUUCCGCACAAAUUGAAGCAAGAGAGAAAGAGGAAACAGAAGCAAUGCAGAAGAGAAUGCAAGACGAUUAUGAUGUCGCAGAUAAGAAACUUACAAAGACUUAUCAAGUCGAACAAGCGAUGAUUAUCAACUACAGCGAAAAAACAAUCAGUGAUAUUGAACAUACAAAGCAGAGACAACUUAACCAAUAUAUAAAGAGAUUAGAAAUCCUUGAGAGAGAAAAAUCGGAAUUAUUAAGUAAGAACAAGGAUUUGGAUAUCAAAGAAGAUGAGAAUAAAACACAUACAGCUCAGCCUUCCGCAAGAGAAAAAUCAUCUCGAAGAACAACAAAGAUGUUUUCAGAACAAAAAUUACCUGAUUUCGUAGCAACUGCUAAAUUGAAAGCUCCAACAUUUGUUCCAAAGAAGAGAGAUAGAUCAAAGAGCUUAUCCAAUGUACCAAUGAUCACUAAACCAAAGACCCACAAAUCAAAUCCUAUGUCAAGACUUUAUGAUGGUGUAUAA